Sinocyclocheilus grahami is the source of this 2009-nucleotide messenger RNA. RefSeq names its product tyrosyl-tRNA synthetase 2, mitochondrial (gene yars2). NCBI's taxonomy places the organism in Eukaryota, Metazoa, Chordata, Actinopteri, Cypriniformes, Cyprinidae. The record is from RefSeq and is a predicted model, not a curated record. Gene Ontology annotation, biological process: tyrosyl-tRNA aminoacylation. Gene Ontology annotation, cellular component: cytosol; mitochondrion. The coding region runs from base 42 to 1466 and encodes 474 amino acids. Gene Ontology annotation, molecular function: RNA binding; tyrosine-tRNA ligase activity; ATP binding. The transcript is spliced from 5 exons.
CCCACAUCUGUCCACUAGCUGGCGAGAGCGUCCGUUCAAACAUGGCUGCGUCCAUUGCGCGGUCAUGCUGUCGAGUUCAUUCACGAGUCAUAUUGAGAAAAACAUCUUACCUAAAAACCUCCUUCCAUUGUUCUCCAUCUAGCAGAAGCGGGCUGCUCUUAUCCCUGCAUAACCGAGGCCUCCUGAAGGAGUCGUUCCCGGAGCACGCGGCGCAAGCGGAACUUCCGGAUCUGCUCCAGUCCGCUCCGCAGACCGUCUACUGCGGCUUCGACCCGACCGCGGACAGCCUGCACGCCGGGAACCUGCUCGCCAUCAUCGGCCUGCUGCACUUCAGAGCCGCGGGGCACGACAUCAUCGCGCUGCUCGGCGGAGCCACGGCGCAGAUCGGGGAUCCGAGCGGGAGGUCUGCCGAGAGAGAGCGCCUCUCGCCGGCUGCGGUGGAGCAGAACUCCCGCGGGAUUCUGGAGAGCCUCCACCGGAUCUUCACCCACCACGAGCUGUACUUCUGCCCGGACUCGAGUAGGCUAGGCCGGCUCACGGUGCUCAAUAACCGCAGCUGGUACAAGGACUGGAGCGUGCUGGAGUUCCUCUCGGAGGUCGGCAGGAGUUUUCGGAUGGGAACGAUGCUCAGCCGCCACAGCGUUCAGUCUCGGCUCAAGGGCGCGGAGGGCAUGAGCUUCACCGAGUUCUCCUACCAGAUCUUCCAGGCGUUUGAUUUCUACCGUCUGCACCAGCUGCACGGCUGCAGGCUCCAGCUGGGCGGAGCUGAUCAGCUGGGGAACAUCAUGAGCGGACACGAGCUCGUACACAGGAAGACGGGCGAGGAAGUGUAUGGACUCACGGUUCCACUCGUCACCACCUCGAUGGGCGAUAAACUGGGGAAGACGGCCGGAAACGCUGUGUGGCUGAACAGAGAUAAAACAUCGCCCUUCGACUUCUACCAGUACUUCCUCCGCUUGCCAGAUAAGAGCGUAGAGGGGUACCUGAAGCUCUUCACCUUCCUGUCUCUGGCUGAGGUGGAGAAGGUGAUGGAGCAGCAGAAGCAGGAUCCGGGCAAACGCAUCGCCCACAAACGCCUGGCCGCUGAAGUCACCAAGCUGGUCCACGGGAAAGAGGGCUUCGAAAGCGCCAAAAGGUGCACCAAUGCGCUGUACCACAGUAAUAUUGAGGCUCUGGAGCAGAUGAGUGACACUGAACUCCAGGAGCUUUUCCGAGAGGCUCCGUUCCAUGAGAUUUUCCUGGAUCCAGGAACGACAGUGUUGGACGCCUGCAGGAGAGCACAAGCCAUUCCUGAGGGACCACGCGGGUAUCAGAUGAUCAAGGACGGUGGUGUUUGGAUCAACCACCAGAGGACAGCAAACCCCGAGCAAGUUCUGGUUCUGGGUCAGCACGUUCUCUCUAACGGACUCAGCCUGAUCCGAGUGGGAAAGAGGAACUUUUACAUCCUGAAGUGGCUUAGUAUGUGAAUUGCCAACUUGGAGAUACACAUUUCUGUUCCAUAGACAAACCGACCACCAUCCCAGACUCUUUAAAAUGCAUUUUUGCCUUCAAAACAAACUGUGGAAAAUCCCAGCGCUCGCCAGCAGAGGUCAGUAGAGGUCUGUUUAGUUUCAGGACAGUAACCUGUGCUCUGUCUGCUCCAGCUUCUCAAAGACUUUGAAAUUAUAUGUUGAGUUGAAUUGUGCUGUUGAGAAACCCCCAUGUGAAAGUCUGUGGAUUAUAUCAAAGACGUGAGAACAGACUUUGCCUUGUGUGUGCCUGUUUUAUUUGGACAAAUUGCACGGUUUGAUGUGUGAAUACGCUCCUGAUUUUAAAUCACACUGGAAAACUGGGUUCCGUUCAACUCUUUAAUUAAGUAUAUUACGUGAAAUUUUCCCCAGUUUGGCUUCUGAGGAGAAAAUGACAUGAGUGUGUGAAGCAAUAGGAUGGUAUACAUAAAGGAAAUUAAAUAUGAUUUAAUUUAUACAGUUGAAGUUCAAGCAAAGCGCAUUUUAAAAACCGCAAAUGUG